AUGUGGGAGUUCAUUAGGGACUACCCAUUCCAUCCCUGUAUAGUUAGACGCCUUCAGGAUACGGGUUUCUACAUGAUCAUAGAGAUCGGCCGGUUGCAGUUCGACUGGGCAUUGAUCACAGCUAUGAUAGAGCGGUGGCGAUCAGAGACGCACACGUUUCACCUACCCAUCGGGGAGGAUACCAUCACGCUUGAGGACGUGGAGGUUAUUUUCGGGCUGUCUGUCGAUGGAUUACCUGUGGCUUACCCGCUUGCUCUUAGAGACUAUAUGGGACUGACGCUCGUCCGACAGCAUCUGGCGGCAAUUGAUGCGGAGAUUACGGAUGAUUCACCGCCGGAGGAUAUAGAUCGGCACACGAGAUUGUUGUUGCUGCUUAUGUUUGGUGGUGUACUGUUCCCGAACACUUCGGAAAACCUAGUGAGCUUGAGAUUUCUACAUCAUCUAGAGCGGCUAGAUGAUUUACCUAGUUACAGCUGGGGUGCAGCUGUUCUAGGUUACCUGUAUAGGCAGAUGUGUCGGGCGUGCAUGGGCUCCUAG
Messenger RNA from Nicotiana tabacum (common tobacco), 537 nucleotides. NCBI's taxonomy places the organism in Eukaryota, Viridiplantae, Streptophyta, Magnoliopsida, Solanales, Solanaceae. The record is from RefSeq and is a predicted model, not a curated record.